Carassius gibelio (silver crucian carp) is the source of this 1011-nucleotide messenger RNA. Its product is annotated as SLAM family member 5-like. Gene Ontology annotation, molecular function: nucleic acid binding. The transcript has 4 exons. The record is from RefSeq and is a predicted model, not a curated record. NCBI's taxonomy places the organism in Eukaryota, Metazoa, Chordata, Actinopteri, Cypriniformes, Cyprinidae. Bases 1 to 1011 code for a protein of 336 amino acids.
AUGAGUGCUGCUAGUUUUGGGGAGCUGCACUUCAUUGAUGGUAUCAUGAACUCAACAAUCUACUGCUCUAUACUGAAGGAGAAGAUGCUGCCAUCACUCCGUGCACUUGGUCGUCGUGCACUUUUCCAACACGACAACGAUCCAAAACACACAUCUAAAGCUACUGUUGCAUUUCUGAAGAAGAACCGGGUGAAGGUGAUUGAAUGGCCAAGUGUCUUUGGUGCAGAAACAAAUGAAAUCCAGUCAGUGUCAGUGAUGGAGGGAGAUUCUGUCACUUUGCACACUUCUGUUACUCAAACUCAUGAAGACGAUGACAUACUGUGGAAAUUUGGAGCUGAAAUGUCUCUCAUAGCUAAAAUCAGCAUUGAGAAGCAAAUCUCCUUCCAAUAUGAUGUUCCUGAUGGGAGAUUCAAAGACCGACUGAAGCUGGAUAAUCAAACUGGAUCUCUGACCAUCACAAACAUCACAACUCAACACGCUGGAGAUUAUAAACUAGAGAUAAAUGGACCUAUGUGGUCAUCAAAAACAUUCAGCGUUUCUGUCUAUGCUCAUCUUGCCACUCCUAAAAUUACCAGAGACUGUUCUUCAUCAUCAUCUUCACAGCAGAAUUGUUCACUGUUGUGUUCAGUGGUGAAUGUGGGUCAUGUGACUCUCUCCUGGUACAAAGGAAACAGUUUAUUGUCCAGCAUCAGUGUGUCUGAUCUCAGCAUCAGUCUCUCUCUACCUCUGGAGGUGGAAUAUCAGGAGAAAAACAGCUACAGCUGUGUGAUCAACAAUCCCAUCACAAACCAGACCACACAUCUGGACAUCACUCAACUCUGUCAAUCAUUAACUAAUCAGACUCAACAUCUGGACAUCAGCACACUCUGUCAGCCAUGUUCAGAUAAGGGCAUACUCUUGUUUUACACAGUGCUGCUCUCUGCUGCUGGACCUCUGUUAACUGUAGCUGUAGUUGGGAUCUUCUGCAUCUGCAAGAAAUGUAGAAAAAUUGACAGAGAAGGCAAGUAUUGA